AUGUAUAAGAAAAAUAGUGUUGCACAUUUAAAAUUUCUCUUCUUGGCAAUAGUUUUGCUUUUAUCUGGGGUUCAGAUGGAAGAAAAAAAGGAAGAUAACAACACGUUGAAACCAAUUAAUGUGGAGAAGAAUUCGGAAGAGACACCAUGUUGCUUUAGGAGAAAUGCCCAGGGAGCAAAUCAAAUGCUAUAUGCAAAUUUAUCAGAAGGGUUUAAAAAAGAUGAAGGAGAAACCAAAGGAGAAGAAAAAGAAAUAAAAUUGUUUACCAGAGAAGAGGUGGCAAAGCACAACACUAAAAAAGACGCUUGGGUUAUUUACAAAAAUAAGGUCUACGACAUUACUUAUUACUUAUUAUAUCACCCAGGAGGAGAAGAUAUUCUUUUAGAACAAGCUGGAAAUGAUGUUACGGAUUAUGUGUUUCAAUACCACCCUUGGGUGAACGUUGAGAGGAUCAUAGAACAUACAUACUUAGGUGAUGUUUCGGAAUAA
Messenger RNA from Plasmodium gonderi, 489 nucleotides. Its product is annotated as cytochrome b5-like Heme/Steroid binding domain containing protein. Gene Ontology annotation, molecular function: heme binding. Lineage: Eukaryota; Apicomplexa; Aconoidasida; Haemosporida; Plasmodiidae. The coding region runs from base 1 to 489 and encodes 162 amino acids. The record is from RefSeq and is a predicted model, not a curated record. The transcript has 6 exons.